This is a messenger RNA of Panicum hallii, 2578 nucleotides long. RefSeq lists its product as uncharacterized. The coding region runs from base 88 to 645 and encodes 185 amino acids. The record is from RefSeq and is a predicted model, not a curated record. The transcript is spliced from 3 exons. NCBI's taxonomy places the organism in Eukaryota, Viridiplantae, Streptophyta, Magnoliopsida, Poales, Poaceae. Gene Ontology annotation, molecular function: protein binding.
GCUUCGAACGGCGAGUUCAUUUCAGUCCACCGAAUCUUCCCCAAAUCCUCCCCUCUCGAUUUCGCCAGCACACAAUCCCACGGCGAGAUGGAGGCUCCCGGUGAGAAGGCGGCCCUAGGGCCGGUGCUGUCGGAGGCGGUCAUCGGCGAGGUCCUCUUCCGCCUCCCGCCGGACCAGCCGGCAUGCCUCUUCCGUGCGGCGGCCGUCUGCCAGGCGUGGCGUACCUUCUUCACCAGCCCUGACAUGCUCCGCAUCUACCGCAAGCACCACAUGGCGCCGCCAGUUCUGGGCUUCCUGCAGAACACCGGCCGCUCCGACGACCCGUUUCCUCGCUUCGUAACCACCGCCGCCCCGUCACCGCCGCUCCACCACCAGCCGGAGUUCGAGUGCGUGUACUCGCUCGCGCUCGAUUGCCGCCACGGUCGCGUGCUCCUCCAUACGACAUUUCCCCUCGGCCUCAUCGUCUGGAGCCCCGUCACCGGCGACCAUCAGCUCCUACCCGAGGAGCCUAUCCAGCUCGACCCGCCUCAACCUCCCUACAGCGACUUCGCCGGGGCGGUGCUUUGCGCGGUGGACGGCUGCGACCACCUCGACUGCCCCCCAUCAGGGGCCGUUCCACGUGCUCUUCGCGGCCACCUCCUAUGAGGACGUCGACGUGGUUUCCACAUGGGCGAUCCUCUACUCUUCGGAGACUGGAGCCUGGACCGAGCCGAGCACAGUCCACCCCGGCGCCGUCAUGAACUCGCCCGACGUGAUGAGCAUCAUGGGCCCAAGUCUGCUCGUCGGCGACGCGCUCUACUUCACCCUGGGCGUCCUCAACAACCGCACUGUUCUCACGUACAACUUGGUCGGGGGUGCCCUGACGGUAAUGGACCCUCCACCAUUGGUUAGGAGGGACGCGUUCCUGGUGACCGGGGAGGGUGGAGGGCUGGGAGUUGCCGCCGUGGAGGGCUACAGCCUCCGCCUCUGGUCCUGGGAGGCUGCUGGUAGAUGGGCGCUGUGCAGGGUCAUCGACCUGGAGAUGUCGAUACCCUUCACCAUCGGAGCCCCCAUCACCCAACUCAAGGUGAUCGGCUUUGCAGAGAUGUCCGAUACCAUCUUCGUAAGUGCAAAUGGCAUAAUCUCCAGUGUCCAGUUGAGGUCUGGCAGAGUCAGGAAGUUCAGCAAGACCCCCAAUUCCGACACUAUUUUCCCCUUCGAGAUCUUCUACACUCUAGCAAUUCAGGGGGCAUAAGGAGUUCAAGUUUCUGGUGCAAGGUCUUUUACAUCAAGCUGGAAGUAUCUAAUGCUGCUGAAGGCAGAUAGUUUUCUUGGCCUUCUCUGCAAGAUGGUGACUGAAACAGAAUUGUAGUCCUCUCUUUGUGCUUUGGGAACUUGAGUUUGCAAUCAGAUUAGGAGAAUGAUAUUGUUCCUCAUGAUAACUUGAUGAUUUUCCAGGAAUCCAUACUUACAAACUAAGUGUGCUUUUCGAGAUUUUUACUGUAGAUAAUGUUCAUUCCAUGGUCGGUGGCCUGUUUGGAAUUUUGAACUGAUGAGUGACUCUGCUUCUCUUUUCCUGAAGAAAAUGUCUGUGUCGGUCUGUCUCAGUGCAAGUGUUUUAAAUAUGGUAUGAACAAGUAGCUUCAGAAUUUAAUUCAAUUCAUGCACAUGGUAGGUGGAUAUGAAAAUGUUUGAAGUUAUGCUAGUAUAUUUUCAGUUUGUUUGUGUGGUGUAAACCGAAUGAGUUUUUUUGAUACAAAUUAAACUUCUGACUAAUAACUUGGAUAUCUUUCUUAAGCUAGAGAGGUACUUCUAUUAGCAAUUUUUUUAUGUAGUUUGUUUAAGCUUGUUUUCUAUCUAAUAACUUUGUGCAAGCAUGGCUGUUCACUGGUGGAGCUGUGGAUAAGAUGUUUCUGCUGUUUGGUUAGCAUUCGCUGUAAUUUUUUGGUUCUUGUUAUUGGCGACAGAGAAAAAAAAAGUUCAUUGAGAGCGAAUGUUUGAUUCCUCAACCUGUUGAUGUUACUUUCAUAAUUUGUCUAUUUCUGUAACAUUGGGAGCAGUCUCUACAUGUGAGGGACCAAGUGCAGGUGCAUCAGUCAAAGGGAAAAUGGUGAACAGCUUGGGUUUUUUGGUGGAACACCUCUUUAGCAUCAAUGAUAGAAUACGGUGUUUGACUGAUUGUUGGGAAUUGGGAUGCUGUGGCCGUUGUUCAAGCUCUGCUCCCCUGUCGAAAGUCUAGACUCGGAGGUUCAUAUGCUGGCCAAGGUAGUCCGUACCACAUCUCCAUUUGUUCGCAGGGUACACCGGACGAAACAGGUGCCAAUGUUUAGUUUAGGACUUCAGGUUUACCAUUACCAACUAUCCUAUCUCAGAGCGUGAACUGCGUUGUAGUUUUGCUGGCGGUUCCUCAGCGUGCCCUGCACCUAAUGAUGGUGAAUUGAACUGAACGAUUUUGAACUCGGGAAUUGCACUCGGAAAACUGAACUGAACGAUUUUGCUUGGUUAUUGUGCAAGAGGGUGAUCCUGAGUUGCUACUUGCUAGCAUAAAUCUUACUGUAAAUCAUCCAUUUCCUUAAUGGCUAUGGUUAUAUUGAAAAAU